Molecule: messenger RNA, 1242 nt
Organism: Didymosphaeria variabile
Lineage: Eukaryota; Fungi; Ascomycota; Dothideomycetes; Pleosporales; Didymosphaeriaceae
Exons: 2
Coding region: 1-1242 (413 amino acids)
Biological process (GO): N-acylethanolamine metabolic process; N-acylphosphatidylethanolamine metabolic process
Cellular component (GO): cytoplasm; membrane-bounded organelle
Molecular function (GO): N-acylphosphatidylethanolamine-specific phospholipase D activity; zinc ion binding
Source: RefSeq, a predicted model, not a curated record
AUGAGUUCCGCGGGUGGGGCGGGUCUCGCGUCUGCGGGCCUGUAUGCCGUGGUGAGCAAGCCAGCUGUUGUUGCAGCAAAGCCCGAAAAUGCGGAUGAAAAGGCACACCACUUGAAGGACGGGAAGGGUUUUAUAAAUCCAUGGGACAGCUUCCGCGAUUUCGUUGGGUGGAGGAUGGGUGUGAGGCUAUUCUGGAGAAAACUCUCAGGCCAAGCUCGAAAACCAGACACCACUCCUCCCACAGUUCCAGUGGUCACCCCAACUUUCAGAGCAGGCAGGCAAGGCGGCAAGUUGCGAGCAACCUGGCUCGGGCACGCAUGCUACUACGUCGAAUUCCCCUCCGGUCUCCGCGUCCUAUUCGACCCCGUAUUCGAAGACUGCUGCGCUCCCGUCAAUUUCAAGUCGUUCAAGCGAUUCACACCUCCCCCUUGCGAAAUCGAGGACCUACCCACCGUCGACCUGGUAGUCAUUAGCCAUAAUCACUACGACCACUUGAGUUACCCUACGAUCAAACGGAUACAAGAAGCGUUCCCGCAGGCGCAUUUCUUCGCGCCGCUUGGGAAUCGGAAUUGGUUUAUCAAGAGCGGGGUGCCCGAGGGACAGGUGACGGAACUGGACUGGUGGGACACGAAGGACGUGAAGCUCCAAGCGAGAUUCCAGGAUGCGAAAGAAGUGGAUGCGGUUUCUGUGAGCGACAGCGAGACAAAGGCGAAGAGAGAGGAUAUUACAGCGGUGGUAGGCGCGUUACCGUGCCAGCACGUCUCCGCUCGAGGCCCGUUCGAUAAGUGCAAGACCCUCUGGGCGAGUUGGAGUCUCGAAAGUGGCGGCGCGAAAGUCUACUUUGCGGGAGAUACGGGAUACAGGGCUGUCCCUGAAUCCACUCCCGAGGGCGAUGAUGGAUAUGGAACUGAGUACGCACAUCUUCCACAUUGUCCUGCUUUCGCGCAGAUUGGCCAGCAUCGUGGACCUUUCGAUCUCGGACUUAUUCCUAUCGGUGCAUAUGAGCCACGUUGGAUCAUGUCGCCUAUGCAUGCAAAUCCGCAGGAUAGUGUGAAUAUCUUCGUCGAUACGAAAUGUAAGAAGGCAUUAGGGAUGCAUUGGGGUACUUGGGUACUCACCGAGGAGGAUGUAAUGGAGCCACCGAGGAAGCUGAAGGAAGCACUCAGGGAGAAGAAGAUUGAAGAAGACGGAGUGUUUGGAGUUGUUAACAUUGGGGAGAGCAAAGAGUUCGAGAGUAAGUAA